AUGUAUUCAGCACUAGAAUCUCUGGCUACUAAUUUUUCAAUGCAAGAUGCUAAUAGUUCAGAAUGUUGCAAAAUUCCCUCUGAUAAUUUGUGUCGUCAAGAAAUUUUUAUUUUAAUUGAUCAUGUACCGUUGUUUUCGAACGAUGAGCAUGAAGUAGAACACCGUUACGAAAGGUUUCGGAAUCUGCUUGACAUGUAUCAGGAAGAGCCGAGUUUGCUUGAUCCUUUUGUAGAAGGCAUGAUAAGCAAGUUGCUAGGAUAUGUUAAGCUGCUCGAAAAAGAAAAAACAAAGUAA
This is a messenger RNA of Thelazia callipaeda (thelaziosis nematode), 294 nucleotides long. The record is from the annotation of a GenBank genome assembly. NCBI's taxonomy places the organism in Eukaryota, Metazoa, Nematoda, Chromadorea, Rhabditida, Thelaziidae.